AACAAAUUCUCCACUUUCAAAAAUGAACAAGAACGAGUACAUGAUGCAUCUUCUUGCCAGAACCAUUAGAACAAGAAAUGAUGAUAUGAUCACUCCACUCAUCACCCAACUAGCCGAUAUGCAAGUAUCCAUGGAUAUUCUGGAGAAACACAACUUCCCAGCUCUUGUAGCCGAGUAUGCUCCAUUCAAUAAAGCUGCGCAAAGCUUGUCCCACAGUGUUCUUGUCUGGAAAAACGAUGAACUUGCACAGGAAAAAUCGUAUAUGUUGAAGGAAUUCGUAAGAAUUUGCAAGGAUCAGCAUCAGCCGGAGGAGUUUUUGCUUCGACUUACAUGUUCCUUAAUCAAUUUAAACGAUUUCGAACUUACCAGAAGCUGCUUCGACAUUAUUGUCAGUUUUGGCCUAACUUUGAACGCUUAUGAUGAGUUUGGAAUUUUCCGAAAAGCAAUGGAAUACCAGGGACAGAUGGAAGAAGCUGACAAGAUUAUCUCAGAUGUUGAUGCGAUGCUUCUCCGGAAUGAGUUUUUGGAGGAAGAUGAAGCCGAGGAACAAGCUGAUAAUGAGAUGGAUGCUUUUGAAGAAGAAGGUGUCGAGGAAGUAGAUCAGGAAGUAGUUGAUUUCAAUGAUAACGAGUCUGUUAUCAGUGAGACGGAAUCAGGGGUUUUCACAGAUGAGGAGCUUGAUAUGGAAGAUCACGCGGAAGUUAUGAGAAGACAUGCACAGGAUCAAGCACUGGUCUCUGAAAUCUGCAUGGUGUUCCUUGCAGGAUGUAUUAAAUCAGGAAGAAGUGAUGUGAUCUCUGCAGCAAUUCAAUUCACUGGAGCAUUCUUCUAUCCAUUGGCAUUGCUUCGAAAGUAUGAUAUCCAAUACUUGAUCUACUGCUAUGGAAGUCAUAACGAGGAUGCCGAACUUCUGAUGAAUCAUAUCAAGCAUCUUCAAGCCAUAGAAAUCGCUGGAGAGCGACAAGAGUUCUUCAAAAUGUUCAUGGAAACAACUUUUCGCAAUGCCGAAACAGUCACCGAUUCUGUGAUGGCUCAAAUGAAAGGAUUUCUGGAAGAUGGCGAUGAUUUCAUGAUUUCCUGCACAUUGCAUGUCUUCCUUAAAAUGCCAAUUACACUCAGCCAAUUCAAGAAUAGCCACGUGGAAGCCUGCCUAGAAAAUCUUGAAUCAGGACUUGCUGCACAACUUGGUUUUAUGCUGAAAAUGAAGAUUCAGUUAUUGGAGCAGAUUGACUACGAAAUUUGGUAACUUUUCAGUAGUUUUACUACUCACUCCAUUUCUUUAUAUUAUGCUCCAUAUACUCCAAAUUCAAUUGUGUUCUCUAAUUUUAAUACCGAUAUUUCUAAAAUUCUUGUCAUUUGUUUUAAUUCUAAAGAUGUUAAUCUACUUUUUUUUUGUUUUAAUCACAUAACUAAUCAUUAUUUCUAAUAAAAUUUCUAUAAUUCUAAUCUUUAUUGC
Molecule: messenger RNA, 1456 nt
Organism: Caenorhabditis elegans
Lineage: Eukaryota; Metazoa; Nematoda; Chromadorea; Rhabditida; Rhabditidae
Gene: pes-10
Product: Patterned expression site protein 10
Cellular component (GO): cytoplasm; nucleus
Source: RefSeq, marked reviewed